This is a messenger RNA of Dendrobium catenatum, 1300 nucleotides long. RefSeq names its product CAAX prenyl protease 2. The coding region runs from base 102 to 1055 and encodes 317 amino acids. Gene Ontology annotation, cellular component: endoplasmic reticulum membrane. NCBI's taxonomy places the organism in Eukaryota, Viridiplantae, Streptophyta, Magnoliopsida, Asparagales, Orchidaceae. Gene Ontology annotation, biological process: CAAX-box protein processing. The transcript has 9 exons. The record is from RefSeq and is a predicted model, not a curated record. Gene Ontology annotation, molecular function: metalloendopeptidase activity.
UUGUCACACUGCCCGCUUUAUUCGCCAAAAUAGCCCCCUUUACAUAUGGAGUGGCGGCCACGGCGCUCAAUGAGUUGCCGAUCUCAGACAGGCUACGCGAGAUGACCGUCGUUGGAGCCGGCUUAUCGCCGUCGGUGGCGGUGGUGGCUUGUAUGGUAAUGGCGCUUGGCUAUGUUUUGGUUCUCUACGUUCCAACGUUUGUCCUCCGCCUACCUCCCCCGACGUCACUUGAAUCCUACUUAAUCCGGAGGUUCACCUGCGCCCUAGUAUUCUCUGCCAUUUCAGCCCUUGCUUCGGCUACCCUCCUUGGAGUCGAGAGAUAUAUGGAUAUCCCAGUUUUGCUGAGCUUUUACGGCAUCAGAAAGGACCACAUGUGGCAAGCUGUAGUCUUUCCACUUUUCUUGACCUCUCUCUUGUACGCGGGUUCUUUGGUGUCGAAGCUGCGGUUGCUGCUUUAUUCUUGGAGAGAACGCGGGGAUAGUUCUUGUUGUGAACUGGAUUUGUGCAAGAUUUUUGCUGUUGCUGCUCGAAGCGCAUCAGACCAUGCAUUGGCUUGUGCCCAUAAUGUGGUGGCUUGGCGCAAUUAUGUGGUGGCUCCAUUUACUGAGGAAUUGGUGUUCAGGGCAUGCAUGAUACCAUUGCUUCUUUGUAGUGGAUUUCAGACUCAAAUCAUCAUAUUUAUUGGCCCAGUUUUCUUCAGUUUAGCACACUUGAACCAUUUUAUGGAGCUUUAUUAUCUUCAAAGAUACAGCUUUUUGAAAGCUUUCUCAAUCGUAGGUUUGCAACUUGGAUAUACUGUGGUAUUUGGAUGGUAUGCAUCUUUUCUCUUCAUUCGAACAGGUAAUCUAAUAUCUGCCGUUACUCCUCAUAUAUUUUGUAACGUGAUGGGCUUACCGGUUCUGUUGUCUCCUAGGACAAGAGGUUUUUCUACCAUCGCAUUCGUUCUUGGCCUGGCUUGUUUCUCGUGGCUUCUCUUUCCUGCAUCAAGCCCUAGUUUGUACAACAAUAGCAUAGAGAGCUGUAGCUGUUGGCAGGGUUACUGUAGCUGGCAUUGAAAAUUGCUGGAGGGGGGGACAUCGGCUAUUAUGCUCCAGCAACUUAUCAGGCCACACAUUUUCUGUGGCCUCAUCCAAUGCUUCAAAGACCAUAAAUUUUAUUAUUUAUUUAUUUAAGAAGUUUAUGUAUUUUGAAUUUUCACCGAAGGCUUUAAGUCGCCCGAAGAAGUAUUUCUUUGCCUUAAAGAUGAAGAGAGGAUAUGUUCUUCGAAGAAGAAUUCGGCGAUUGAAAGCUUCAUUUGGUA